Messenger RNA from Phytophthora nicotianae INRA-310, 983 nucleotides. RefSeq lists its product as hypothetical. The record is from RefSeq and is a predicted model, not a curated record. NCBI's taxonomy places the organism in Eukaryota, Oomycota, Peronosporomycetes, Peronosporales, Peronosporaceae. The transcript is spliced from 4 exons. The coding region runs from base 290 to 787 and encodes 165 amino acids.
UCCCAUCCCUCAUGUUCCGACCACUACAAAAGAAGCGCCAAGACCCGAAGGAGGUUCUCGCACUGCUUUCAUUUGCACCUCGUUUCCUUUCCAAGGCAGUCUGAUGAAUACACCAGCUUCACCUCCUUCCUCUCCUACUGCUCUGCACGACGAGUGGGAGCUCGUGAACGACGAGGCGGAAAUCGUCGCGCCGGUGACGACGACACACAAAGCGGUGCGGCUUUAACCUGCCUGCUUUGAAGAGCUGUUGGCUUUUGUUCUGACUUGUAGACUCUUUAUUCGCGCGUUAAUGCAGAAAUCAGAGGGGUCGGAGCAAGAGGAGGAAGCAAUAAAGCACGAGGUUCCCGAGGGAUAUCUGCCCAUUCGACUGCGCCAAGGCGAAGAGAUUCGACCAGCAUGGUUCAAGGCCACGCAGCAAGUCGACAAGUUUGUCAGCAAGUUCUUUGCCGACGAGCUCGCCAAUGGGAAGAAAAUCAGGCUGAUUUAUAUGGGCAUGUUACUACUACCCAGUCGCUCGAUGGGCGAGUAUGGUAUCGAAGAAAACGGCGUGAUCCACAGCGUCAUUACGGAUGCACCCCCAGUUCCCCACCCACAAGCAGCGCUCCAGACGAAUUUCAAGGCUUUGAACCCACAGAACUCUCUGUUGCUUCUCACAGGUAUUUUCCUGUAUGGCCUGUGGACGAUCUUCUACUACUUUCCACAGUUCUUUUCGUGGAAAUCUGUAGUCCUAUUGACGCUCUUCAGUGCGAUGCACAUUUCAGCAGCCGUGUCCAGUAUCACAUCUUGAAGCCGUGUUCCCAUUCCGUUCGUUACCAAUGAUCCUCGCCGGAUAGAGCUUACUUCAAAAGCUGCUGCGGAGCCACUACAAUAGCUUGAUUUUGACCAGUUUUUCCUACUUUGGGCAGCUCAUAUUUAUUCAAAGCUGCGUUUUGCCUCGCGUAAUAAAACUAUCCUCCACACACUCGAAGGUUGUAGUAACAUGU